Molecule: messenger RNA, 11170 nt
Organism: Mustela lutreola (European mink)
Lineage: Eukaryota; Metazoa; Chordata; Mammalia; Carnivora; Mustelidae
Gene: HOXB3
Product: homeobox B3
Exons: 4
Coding region: 8383-9675 (430 amino acids)
Biological process (GO): regulation of transcription by RNA polymerase II
Cellular component (GO): nucleus
Molecular function (GO): RNA polymerase II cis-regulatory region sequence-specific DNA binding; DNA-binding transcription factor activity, RNA polymerase II-specific
Source: RefSeq, a predicted model, not a curated record
CCCCAGCCCCCAGGUCUCUCUCCUGGGUCAGGAAAGAGGCCGGAUCCCAAUUGUGGAAGACAAAGAUGGGAGCACCUUAAAGAGGCCGGUGGGUGCUGAGGGGAUAGAGGGAUCCGGGUGUGCCGGGCAAUGUGGAGGAAUGUGGGCUUGCACGCCGCCCCCCCCCCCACCCCGUGUGUGGACAGGAACCCAGUUAGGGGGUGGAGGAGCUUUCUGGCUCAGGAAGGGUGUUGGACGCUCUGGAGGGUUUUCCAGGGGAGCUGGAAGCUGUGCAUUAUGAAGGAAAUGCGGGGGCAUCUCCUGGGGUUGGGGGGACAGCUGGGCCCUGCUCCCACAGUCCAGCUGUCACCAUGGUGAGCCUUUUAGCACCUGGCGGGUUAUUUGAAGCUGAAACUACAAGGGUUGCGGUGAGGCCGGGUGUUAAACUGAGAAGGUAGGAGAGGGGGUGAUUUAUGGCUUCAGAGAAGCUAUGUUUACUCCCAGACUGCUCUGGAAACCAAAAACCAAACAGAGCAGAGGCGGGAGGAGCCCCUCUCCUAGGAGUGGGAGGCGAUGCCAGCUUCCUUUGCUGGGAUUUAUUUUCCCAGAUGUGGGGAGAUGGUGGGAACUGUCCCUUUGCAGGCGCAGGAUGUGGUGGGUCUGUGUGAUGUAUAAGGAUAGUGUGCAAGCAUGCACACGUGGAGGUGUGUUUGUGUGUUGUGUGAGAGUGUUAGCACGCAGGGGUACACAUGUGCUCAGGCUGGGGUCCAUGGGGGUGCAGCGUCGCUUUGUGAGUGGGCACACGGGGCUGGGAAGGAGGCUCGGUGUUCUCUGGUCCUGGUCCUCUGUGAUGUGGUAGUUUAAACACAUUUUGCUGCCCUGUGCCCUCACCAUGGGGUGGUGCUGGUCCAGAAUGUGCUUUCUUUCCGCCCACAGCCAUGUGCAGACAGUCCACUUGGACUGGUCCUUCGCCCCUCUGGGCCAUGUGCAUGGACUCCCUGAUCUUCACUUUGAACCUUUAACUUUGCCAUGGGAGGCUAAGGAAUUAGUGAGCAUGGCUGCGUGGGAAGGAGAGGAGGAGAGGAGAAAAAGACCCCAGAAUAGUAGCAGAGCUCAGCGGUGUGACCCUGGGCCUUGGCAGGCAUGGGUUCCACCAUCACUGCUCCAAUUUUUCCCAAAGUCUCUGCUUGGGAAGGGGCAAGUGAGCACAAAGGAGAACAGAGCAAAAGAGCCAUACAGGAUGCUGAGGGGUGGGGAGAGAAAUAUUUUGACCCCAGAUAGUUAUUUCCUCAGGCCAAUUGGUGGCUCUUGCAUUUCUGUCUAGAAGCCUGGCUUUGCCUGGAAAUUGUUUUGCAUUAAAUUUUCUCAGCCGCAGAAUUAUCUUUCCUCGCCUCCAGCUAAACUUGCAUUUUUCCACCAGACACUUGGGCCCCGCACCAAUGAAAUCUGAGAGGAAGCGGCUGGGCCCUAAGUGGCCGUAAUUUAAUUGAUUUUAUCAUAAAUCAUCAACUUGAUGAAGAACCCGAGGUUUCAGUGAAGUAAAUUGAUAUUAAUGGGAGUUUCUUGAAAUGCAAACUCGCUGCAUUGUUGGGGCAUCUUGAACUGGGGAGGUGGAUUUCAUGUGUCCCAGGAGCAGAGAGCCUGGACCUGGAGCUCGCAGAGCAUUAGGGGGUAGGAAAAGCGAGCUUUGAGGGGUAGCUGCAAGCAGACCGAUUUCUGUAGAGGGAAGCAAGGCAGAGAAUGAAACUUUCUUGGGGAGGGAGCAGAGGCUGACUCUGAAACCUUCUUUCUGGCCAUUUUGGAAAUGCUGGUCUCCAACUGAGGAGGAGGCAGCUGGGGAGGCUGGUAGGUGUGUGGGCAGAGUUGGGGGUCGGGUGAGAAGGCCAGGCUGGUACAAUGGGUGCAUUGACUCCUGGUUAAAAAUUGCCAGGCCAAAGCCUUCCUCCUCUAAUUAUACAAAUUAAUUAUUUACUGCUCAGGUUGCUGUGUCCAAAAAUAGCACUUUUGAUUUGGUGAUGGAGAUAGAGAACACCCCCCCCCUCACACACACCACACACACACACACACACACAUGCACGCACACACGCACAGAGUGGUGGUAAAAACCAGUGUAUGAGCCUUGGGGGGGGGCAAGGAGAACCAGGCGUGGGGUUGGUGCUCAGCAGUGGGGGGUGUAAACAUUUAAUUCCAAGAAAAAAUACUCUGCUUUUGGCAGAGGUGGUGCCCUUUAUUGUCCGAACUCCGAGAUCAUAUUGUCGCUCACUUUUACAUGAGCAGACAGAGAACCGCAAGCUGUCAGUCCAAAAAGGGACCUGAGAGAUCUUUUAGACCAACCCCUCCCACUCCAUGCUCUAGCUUUACAGAGGGGACACUGAGGCCCAAGGAGUUCACUGCUUCAGACCACACAGCCAGUCUGGAAUGCCUAGAAUCCAAGCCUCCGGACUGCUGAGCCUAUGGACUUGAGACAAAUCACUCUCUGGCUAUGAGCCUCAGUUUCCCUGUCUGUAACAAUGGCAGGGGUUGGAGAGGACAGUGUCUGAGUUUCUCCCUAGGUCUGACCUUGGGAAACUCUCUAGUGCUUGGGAGCAGCUCUCUUGCGUGUCCCGGAGUUUUCUUUUCUUUUUUUAAGAUUUUAUUUAUUUAUUUGACAGAUAGAGAUCACAAGGAUGGGGAGCAGGCUCCCUGCUGAGCAGAGAGCCCGAUGCGGGGCUCGAUCCCAGGACCCUGGGAUCAUGACCUGAGUUGAAGGCAGAGGCUAUAACCCACUGAGCCACCCAGGCGCCCCGUAUCCUGGAGUUCUGAGGGUAUCUAGGCAUAGAAGUUACUGCAUGCUUGUUUGCAAAUAUUCAGGGAAUUUGUACGUGCCCAGAGCAGAGGAUGGUUACUCUGACUGGCUCUAGGAAAUCUGUUAGAAUCUGGACCAUUCCUCCUCUUGAAGGUGUCUUUAUUCUCAGCAGAGAAGCCCAGGCUGAGAGCAAUUGAGUUAGAAGUCAGUGGAGAGGGGCCAGCUAGCUGGGUUGGACUGCGAUUGGCAUUUGGGGGGGGGCAUGCAAAGGAAAGGGGGAGUUCCCCCUCACAGAGGAAGGCAUUUUUCUUGCCAGGCACUGGGUUGAGGCUGGAGUUAUCCGGAUUUCAUUUUUUGAAAUUCUUCCUCCUCCAGCCCAGGGACUGAAUUGUGGUUUCAGAAUUUGGAUUCUGUAAUGGUGGGCCACUGCCUGUCCCCCAGCCACACCCUGACCCCAGGGUCUUUGGGCCCUCUCUUUUUGGAAGAGGACACACUCAGGGUGGCACAGACUGUAGGUGUCUCCCAAGGGCAGCCAAGACAGAAGGCCUAUGCGGUGGGUGACCCCCACCCUAUUUUUACCCUUGUUUUCAUCUCUUUCCCCAGCUGGAAGUAGAUAAAAUUCGAAAGAAGUGAGGUUCUCCAAAGUUGUGUGGUUGUGAGAGGGAGAUUUCUUGUAGGGUCAGGGAUAUGCGAGGCCGCUAGGGGACCAGAGGUUUCCAGACUGCCUUGGAAAGUGUGGUCAGAUACAUGAGUUCUGGUCGGGGAGUGGGAAGAGACAGGCACAACUUCAUCUUUGGGGUUCUGGAAAUCAGAGUCUCUGUUUUGAGAGAGAGGGAGGGGAGUAAAAAAGACACCCAAAGGACUGGCAAGUCCACACUCUGGCCCUAUCCCAUUCUGACUCUGGGGUUUUAUAUUUGGAGGCAAUUCGGAAGGCCUUUCGCUGAUUGGUCAUUAAUCCGGUGAGUUAUUGUCUGCUAAACAGAGGUCACUGGGAGAGAGACUGCAAUCUGUCAGGAGAGACCUGCCCAGUCACUCGCAGUAGGCCCGGCCCCUGUUCCUUUCUUGCCUGCUUCUCCUUCCCUUCCCCAGCCACCCACCUCCUCCCCAAGCUGGCCAAGAUUCGCUCCUUCUCCUCGUGCCCUCUCCAGGCUGCCCACCUUUGUCUCCAGGCCGCCCGGGUGGGGUCUGCCAGGCCGGGACUGAGCUGAGUCUAGACGCUGCCGGCCCCGGAUUCAGAACCGGUUCCAGCGCCAACCAGGCGCCCGCCUACCCCUGACUCCGGACUUGGCCCGCGGCGUCGCCGCCCGCUCGGUCAGCGCAUCCAGGCGGCCUCUGUGGUCCCCGAGACACACUUAACGAACCCUCGUGGCUGCCCUGUUUUUCCCCCCCUGCUUCCCUCCCGCGCCCCUCCACUUCGAGUAGGGGGGGGGGAACAGAGCUUGCAUUUUUCUUCUCCAACCUUGGCGGCCUCCCUCUGUCUUCUUUCGAUACCCGCUUCCGCUGAGCCGGGUCUACGCGGGCCUCCGCGGGCCGCACGGAACCUUCUCCUUCCCGCUUCCCCUUUGUUUCCUCCCGCACGGGCCUUCUUAGAGAGGUGGGGGUUGGGAGUCCAGAUACCAAGAGUCAUCUUCAUUAGCAAUUUAAUUUUACAACCGCCAGCUUUGAAAUCUUUAUUAAUAUGCAAGCAGAGAUGGACGUUCCGGUGCGUGUGUGAACUCCACACAACUCCGCAGCCGCCACAAAGUUGGGCGGUGAAGCCGGAAAAGUGUGGGGCCCGGAGCCCAGACAGGACCAGGAAGAAACAGCUCUCUAAUCGCCUCGCCUCCUGCUCCCAGGUCCCAGCUUCUCAGUAAGCCGGUGGGUUGGUCGAGCUGGAGGCCAGAUCCUUGGUCACCCCAAAGCGGGUAUCAGAAAUCGAUUCUAAAGGAGCCAGCCAUUUUGUCCUUAUUGAGAGGAGAGUUUUCGUUUGCUCUUUGGCGGAUUUUUGGGGGGGGGGGGUGGAGAACAGACAUGAUCCCUCCAAGGCCUGGAAAGGUGGGCAGCCAGGAAUGGCUCUAAGAGAUUUAACUCGCUCCUUAUCCCCUGGUACUGGGUACGCAUUUAAGAGUGGGGGAGGGGGGUGCUGUAGCGAGUGAGAGGGGAAAAUAUGCCCAGAAGGGGGCCAUUUUUUCCAAGUUUUACCUUUAUUAUUAAUUUCUGCCUUUGUUAGAUUACCUUAAAGUCUCUAUCUUAAUCUUUUCUCAAUUUUUCUUUUCACAAUUUCUCUCUCUCUUACACAGACACACACACACACCCGGUAAGUUUGCCCAAAUUUCCCUACUUGGGUCCAGGAGGAAAUUGUUCACUCCUCUCUCUGGUCUGCUCCUAAAUCAUCACUUCCUUGUCAGGAGUGAUAAACUUCUCUUCUCCCUCUUUUUCCAAACCCCAGUCUUCCCUCAUAGCCCUGUGAUAUCUCCUACUCCAAGUCCCCCUGCCAAGCUCUUCACUGCCCCCGCCUUUGUCCCCUGAAGUUUGAAGGGUCCCAGCCUGCAGCAACAGCUCAGAGGAACCGGGCGCCCUCCAAGCUGCCUGUUCUCCCAUCCAGCCAGAAAUCUCCAAGAAAGGAGGAAAAGAAGACAAGAAAAACCAGACUGAGACGUAAUUUCCUCCCAAGCAGUUCAAAUGGGCUCUGUUCUCCAGGAUAAAUAACCCCCCACUCCUUCUCCUACCGCAUUUGGGGGGUGCGUGUCCUCUGAUCUUUUUCUCCAGGUUAGCUUUCUGGAUCCCCAGUCCUCCUUUUCACCCCCACCCCACCAUGCCCCGGGGCUCCUGGUGUUGCCAGAAGGGACCACAAUGGGUUGAGGAGACUCUGGGAGGAGAGAGGUCCUCCUCUGUCUUUGGAAAGCUCCUCCAGCCUCCCUCAGCUCAGCUCCAGGCCAGACCCUCAGGCAGCCCAGUCUCACAGGCCCGCAGCUGGCUAGGUGCCCUCUGGGGUUUCUUAAUUCCUGGAGGUAAUGCUGUGCAGCCCCACAGUGACCAGGUUCUCCUCUUCCCUCAGUUUUGCAAUGACCUUCUCUAGCUAGUGGUAGCAGCAGCUUAGGAGAGCUGAAGGUCUGAGGUACAUUUUUGACUUUCAAUAUUGGGGAGUGAGAGAAAAGACCCAAAGGUGCCCUUUCUCUCAGGCCUCCGGAAGCCUCCCUGGGCUGAGUCCCCAACCCACCAGGCCCAAAGCCACAUAGAACCAACAUCGCAGGUCUCUAACCAGGGUCUAGAAAUCUCAGGACAGGCUCCGUGCAGCCACGUGUACACACACACACACACACACACACACAAGCAGCCAUGAUGGCGUUCUUUGAGGGGCCUGGCUUGAGUCGAAACAUAGGCUUGGACUUGGGCAUUUUCUGUUCUUGUUACUCCUAAUAAACAGAAAAAUGGUUCCCACCCUCUAUCCUCACCACUCCCCCCUUCGUUUAGCCACCAGCUCUCUAGGCAGGGGGUAAGGUCCUUGGGACGUCACAGUCGGAGUUUCUGCAUGUGGUUCCUGUUGCUGGGGGGCAGGGAAGCCAUGGGUCCCACCCACCCCCUGCUCAGCAAGGCCCCAAGAAACUGGCUGCUCUAGCCCACGAAAAAACUGACUUAGCAGGACUGAAAGCCGUAGGGGCAAGAGGAGGCCCGGGGAGCACUCUCUAGGAGAGUAGGACUCUUUCUCAGCUCAAAGCAGAGCUUGUGAGUAGGGUGUGAGGGAAGCUUUGCCAGACAAGGCCACCCUCUCCUGGAGGGGACAAAAUAGCUGGAAACAUCUCUCACCUUUGUUCUCCCAGUCCCAUCUCUUCUGGUGCAUCCAGAUGGGAGAAGGCAAAAGCCAAGCAUUCUAACCAGGAGGUCACAGGGUAUUGGCUGGCUCUGUCUACUGGAAGUUAACAGGUUUUCCAAGCUGCCUUUUGUAGAAAAGAGAGACUCUCUGCCUUCUAUUUUAUCCCCUAAGCCCCGAGUCAGCAGUUAGGCAGAGUUGCAAACACUCCUGCUUUGGGAGAUGUCCUGGUCCUCUGUUUGUCUCUCCUCCACCGGGAGUGGCGCUUCCCCACCCCCGCCCCAAAUCUGCAGACACCUACAUUCUUGACUCAUGGCUCCCUCCUACAGGCCUCCUCGCCUUUUCCUGCCCUUCUCAAACCCACCCUAAGAAAAGUUUAGCUUUUGUAGUCCUCCUCACUUGGGCCAAGAGCCAUAAAUCUUGCAGAGCUAAGAGAAACAAACAGGUUUGUUCUGGAUAGUAAUAAUAACUACCCUCCUUCUCUUUUGCCAGCGCAUUUAAGAUGAAGCCAUUUUGGUAGCUCUUCUCACCUUCUUAGAAGUACAAAUGUCCUUAUCACCCUUAGUCCCUUCUGCCUAUCUGGAGGUGAGAAUCUUAACAGAAACUUCUCCGUUAAGUUCUUACAGCCUCUCUAUUGCCAGCCGUGUCUGGAGCUCAAGCGAACAGAGUGCUCCUUUUGUCACCCUCCCCUCAACCCCCCUCCUCCUGCAAGAUGGUCUGGAUUUUUAAAAUAAUCACUCACCGCUUGUUGUCUGUUCUCAAAGGGGGGGGGUGUUAAAAAAAAAAAAAAAAGGAAGGUCUGGCUGUCCCCCCUACCGGUUGGAAACUGAGCCUGGAGAUUUGCGGGGUGAGAGAAGAAAUAGGGAGGGUGUGGGGGAAGAGAAGAAACAGACUGGGAGACUUGGAGUGGGGGAGCCAGGGAAAGAGGGCGGGAGACCUAGCCACCAGUCCCGGAGGAGUGAAACUACUUUAAAAAAAAAAAAAAGGCAGCAAGCCCCAGUGUUGCCACUGCAAAUCAACGCAGAGGGGCACCCAGCACCCCCACCCCCCAGGCACCUUGGGUGCCUUUGACUAGGCCUCCCCACCUACUUCUCAGUUAGCAUAAUGGUUUACCAGUGGGGUGCAGGCGGAGCUGUGAAAUCCACCGGCUUUGCCUUGCCUGUGCCCUCCUCUUCCUCCCCCGCCAAAAUCUCAAUUUAAAAAUUUACCUGUUCCUAGAAAACAAAAACAAAACCAAAAAUCUACACCUUUUCCUUCUCACUUUUUUUUUGGGGGGGGAGGGGGGGUGUUAAAAAACGGCCCCCUCCCCCAUCACCACCAACACCUUCUUCCCUCCUUAUCAGGCAUCUAAGCUUGCUAAAGGGGGAGUGGUGGGGGUGUGUGUGAGCUUGUGUGUGUGUGAGUGAGUGAGUGUGUGUGUGUGUGUGUGUGUCUGUGUCUGUGUGGUUUUUUUCCCUGUGCAAAAGCAGAGGCCAUUGUUACGGAGAGUAGGGCGUACCAGUCUUGUAGGGCAACCACACUGUGGCGGCUUGGCCGAGCCGGAGCCCGGAGCUGGAUUCUCAGCGAGCUGAGCCGCCCGAGCACCUUUCGGAGGGGAGAUUUCUCGCCUGCCGCUCGCGCUGGGGCUCGAUGUGAAUAUAUAUUAUGUCUGCCUGUUCUCCCCUCGUCGGUGGCUAAGGUCAGCCGCUCCCAACGGACUCGGGAGGAGGGGGGCAGAAAGGGGAGGGGGGGUCCGGCGCCUCACGUGACCCCCGCGGGUGCCAAUGUCCGGUCCUGAGGGUAUCAGGCUCUUGCAAGUUGCCACCCACUGCCCGGGCCUCGCCCAGCGAUGCAGAAAGCCACCUACUACGACAACGCCACGGCAGCACUCUUCGGAGGCUAUUCCUCGUACCCUGGCAGCAAUGGCUUCGGCUACGACGGUCCCCCCCAACCCCCCUUUCAGGCCGCCGCGCACCUGGAGGGCGACUACCAGCGCUCGGCGUGUUCGCUGCAGUCCCUGGGCAACGCCGCCCCGCAUGCCAAGAGCAAGGAGCUCAACGGCAGCUGCAUGAGGCCCGGCCUGGCCCCCGAGCCCCUGCCCGCCCCGCCCGGCUCACCCCCGCCCAGCGCCGCACCUACCAGUACCACUAGCAACAGCAGUAAUGGGGGCGGGCCCAGCAAAAGCGGCACCCCCAAGUGCGUUCCCGGCUCCAACUCCACCCUCACCAAACAGAUAUUCCCCUGGAUGAAAGAGUCAAGGCAAACGUCCAAGCUGAAAAACGGCUCCCCCAGCACAGCGGAGGGCUGCGGCGGCGGCGGCAGUGGCGGCGGCAGUGGCAGCGGCGGGGGCGGCGGCGGCGGCGGCGGCGGCGGGGGAGGGGACAAGAGCCCCCCGGGGUCGGCGGCGUCCAAGCGCGCGCGGACGGCGUACACGAGCGCGCAGCUGGUGGAGCUGGAGAAGGAGUUCCACUUCAACCGCUACCUGUGCCGGCCGCGCCGCGUGGAGAUGGCCAACCUGCUGAACCUCAGCGAGCGGCAGAUCAAGAUCUGGUUCCAGAACCGGCGCAUGAAGUACAAGAAGGACCAGAAGGCCAAGGGCCUGGCCUCGUCGUCCGGGGGCCCCUCCCCCGCCGGCAGCCCCCCGCAGCCCAUGCAGUCCACCGCCGGCUUCAUGAACGCCUUACACUCCAUGACCCCCAGCUACGAGAGCCCGUCCCCGCCUGCCUUCGGCAAAGCCCACCAGAAUGCCUACGCGCUGCCCUCCAACUACCAGCCCCCUCUCAAAGGCUGCGGCGCCCCGCAGAAGUACCCCCCGACCCCGGCGCCCGAUUACGAGCCUCACGUCCUCCAAGCCAAUGGGGGCGCCUAUGGGACGCCCACCAUGCAGGGCAGCCCCGUGUACGUGGGCGGGGGCGGAUACGCGGAUCCGCUGCCGCCCCCUGCCGGCCCCUCCCUCUACGGCCUCAACCACCUUUCCCACCACCCUUCGGGGAACCUGGACUACAAUGGGGCGCCCCCUAUGGCCCCCAACCAGCACCACGGACCCUGCGAUCCCCACCCUACCUACACAGACCUCUCCUCUCACCAUGCGCCUCCUCCUCAGGGUAGAAUCCAAGAAGCGCCCAAAUUAACACACCUGUGAUGGGAGAGGGAGGGCGGAGGGUCGAGGCCAUGGGGUGGAUGAGAGCCAGAAGGGGCGCGAGGCCGCGGGGCUCCAGGAGGGCAGCCCGGAGGUCUGACGGAGAAGGCCAGGAGGUGAUAGCCACACUUUCUGGGAAGGCCAGGCCUGCAGCUCCUUUCCCUUCCCCUGGCCUGAAAAGUUACAUUUUAAGGUUCCCCCAGUCCCUGGUUGGAGUGGAAUCCACAGCGGAUUGUGGAGAAGACCCCAUCAACCCUAGGCCUCCAGCAAUACCCAGUUGGGAUCCUAUGAUCCCCAGUGGGGUGGAGGAAGAGGAGAUAGGAAAGCAAGGUAGAAAAGCACAUUAAAACAAACAAAAACAGACAAGAUGGCUAGGCCAUCACCAACCAACCAACUUACCUUCCAUCUCUGUGGUUAAUUCCUCCAAAUCUUGAUUUUUUUUACCCCCUUCCAAUUCUCCUUUUAAAAAACAAAAGAAAGCGCAUUUCAAAACCAAGGGCACAAAGCACGCUCCCCUCCCACUUCCAUGAAGCCUCAAGUUUUUUCCCAACUAUUUGAGUCUUACUGGGCAUUCCCUCCAUUUUUAGCCCCAUAGUUUCUGCUUUAGGACAUUAAUAUCUCUUCCCCGCCCCCAUCUAUUACGGUUUUCAGAGGGCUCAGGGAUGGUGAGAGAUCCUGAAAGUCAGAGCUGUCUAUAUUAUAAAUAUAUAUAUUUUUCUUUUAUGGAAACUGGGAGGUCAGAGCAGGCAAGGUGUCAGGACUAAAGGUUUGCCCAUUCUGCUGCCUCCCAUCUCAGCUCCAGAACCAUCCCCCUCUCUCCACAGAAAGCAAUCGGCAACACGAGGUUCUACACUUUUCUUUUCUUCUGUUGCUCUCUUGACUUAACGUGAAAACAGGGUAUAUUUUAACAAACUGUCUGUCCCACGCAGGGGCUGCAGCUGGGCCUGUGCGCCUUGCCCAACCCCCUGACAGGACACUUUUGUUGCACUUAGAGUUUACAUUUUAAUGGAUAUAAAAACAACUGUGAGAGAUGCCUGGGCCUGCAGGAAUCCAGCAUCGCUCAAAAAGUGUGUUCUAGUGAACAUUUUCAUAUAUAUUUAUUGGUUAUAGCUUGUUAAAAUAUUUUCUUUUUUGUAUUAUUUAUCCCCCCUACAUUAUGUAUUUAUAUGAGGGAAAAAAAUGAAAAACUGUACUUUUUUAGUAUUUACUUGUUAUAAAGGACAUUGUGUUUCCUGUCAUGUAAAACCAGCUAUUUUAGUUAUUAUUGUACUCUAGAAAAGAGCUGUAGAUUUAUGUUAAACUCGUACUUAUGAGCAAUUGUAAUUAGUUCUAAAAGGCAUGAACUCAGCUCCUAUUGUCACUGUAUAGUCCUGAAUUUGUAGAAUUAGACUUAAUUCCCUCUUGGAACUUUCUUUGUUCUUCUGUAGUUACUUUUUUCCUUACUUGAAAGGGUUGUCUGUCAAACAAUUCUUGAAUAAACUUUCUGUUAACAAUUUUA